Messenger RNA from Rhipicephalus microplus (southern cattle tick), 1633 nucleotides. Its product is annotated as solute carrier family 35 member G1. Gene Ontology annotation, cellular component: membrane. The record is from RefSeq and is a predicted model, not a curated record. Lineage: Eukaryota; Metazoa; Arthropoda; Arachnida; Ixodida; Ixodidae.
AUGCUUCCCGGCCCAGAAGAAUGCCGCCAGCCGCCGAUCAACGACGCCGUUACCUUGGCGCCAGAUGAAAGCAGAGAGACCCGUCGAAGCGGUACAGACCACGAUGUCGACGUCGAUAGUAUGAGGGAACCCGACGUCACUCUGUCCCUGGUUGACGAAUCUACGUCCACGCUGGCGCUGACAGAGUGUUCGAUCGACGCAGUGACCCAGACGUCGUUCGCCAUGCAGUCUCAGCUGCUGUGUCCAUCGUCGCUGACGAAUGAAAAAGCACAGCCUGCAAGCUUACUUAAAAGCUGCAGGAAGUCUGUGGACAGGCAGCGUACUCCGAGCAACGCCAGCGACUCUAAGGAGCGCAACUCGUCUCAGCAAAUUAUCUCGUCCCUCAGGGCGUUGCGCAACUCUAUUGCCGCGCCGUCGACCGUGCUAGAGAUGGUCCGCUCGUGCAGCGUGGUGAAGCGCACCGAACCGAGUACCAGCGAAAGCAGCACCGCGCCGCGCCAAUUAAAUCUCGCGGGCCAUUCUUUGGUCCUUGGCAUCCUGAUGGCCGCUGGAGCCAGUGCCGUUCUCUCCUUAGUCAAUGUAAUCAUUAAGCGCCUGGAAGCCGUCAGUUCGCUCGAAGUGCUCACCUUCAUGGCAUUCGGCGUCUUCCUCGGCAUCCUGCCGGCGGCCACGAACGAAGUGCAGCCUUUCGGACCCAGCAGUGCCCAACCGCUGCUUUUCGUGCGCACCAUCCUGUCGCUGGGUGCGGCCGCGUUCAGGCUGUCCAGCCUGGCCUACCUGAGCAUCGCCGACUCCUCCAUCAUCACCAGUCUGACUCCGCUCAUGGUCGCCAUCACGGCCAGCCUCUUCCUCGCCGAGCCCUGCCACUGGACGCAGGGAGUCGCCGUGGCCCUGUCCAUAUUGGGCAUAACCCUGGUGGUGAAGCCACCGUUCCUGGCCAACUCGGGAGUCACCUUCACCAAGGAGCAGUACAUCGGCAUCGCGUACGGCCUCAGCCACACGGUGCUGAACGGCGUCACCACGGUCUGCAUCCGGGCCACCAAGGGAGUGUCGCGCAGCGUCGUCGUGUUCCACUACGGCUGUCUGUCGAUGCUGCUCGUGUCGGUCGUGUCGAUCGUCAUGGGCCGGCUCAAGAUCUUCUACAACGGCUCGCAGAUCGGCUACCUGCUGCUCAUCUCGCACCUCACGUUCGCCGUCCAGAUGUUCCUCACUAAGGCGCUUCAGGUCGAGAAUGCCUCGGUUGUCACCAUUGUCAAGACGUCGGCGGACGUCCUCUUCGGAUUCGUCAUGCAGGUAUUAUGAUUGAGAGGCAGCCUCACCCCGGAAUCAUAGCAUACCUGCAAGUUCAAGGAUUCCGACUGAAUCCGGAAAAUUUCCACAACAGGGUGGGGGCGUAGGCUCGGAGCGGCCGAACACACAAUGGUAGGGUUUCCCAACUAAGGUACGAGGCUAAAAGGGCCAGCGCAAAUACUCCCAAAAUUUUGUGUCAUCAAAACAACCAGCAAAAUCUAUUUCUGUCGAAACAGCUCGCGCGUCUUCCUGCGACACAUGUGAGCGGGUGGGACGGCGCAGCUGGCUGCCGCGAAAGCGCGGGUCAAAGCUUCGCUACGUUACUAGAUUAUUAGAUGCGAAG